AUGACGUUUUUUACUUUUGUACUUUUUAUGGUCAUCCAAAUCUUGAAUAUCAAGAAAAUAAUUGCAGAUGACCAAUUUUAUACUGUGAACAUUACAAGAGAUUUUUUGAAACCUUACACCAAUAAUUUGAUAAAAUCAACCGACGUUUUAACGAAAGAUACAUACAUAUCUUUUAUUGAAUCAAUGGACAGCGACAACGCCUUGACAAUCCUGAAAGCUAACAUCAGUAUCAAAGACAUCCAAAUCUGGGACUCGAAAACCAAAAAUGCGAUAAAUAACCUUUGCAAUAGUUCUUAUCCAGCUGGAUCUGUUGAAGAAAACGUUUCUAAAAUUGUGUCUGCUACCGUUUUGGGUCACCUCGAAUGUCCGGUAGCGAAGGGCACGUAUCAAACUGUUUUCUAUAAAUUAGAUCAACAUACUCUUCACUUCAACAAGCCGAUUCCUUGUGGUGACUAUGUGAUGGACGUGACUCUUGACACUGCAGACUUCAAGAGGGUUUUUGACUUUACAUUCAGUUGGACGAUACCCCUUGCUAUGAAUUGUGAAAAGGACCCCUCGAUCAUUAAAUGA
Messenger RNA from Cotesia congregata, 570 nucleotides. Lineage: Eukaryota; Metazoa; Arthropoda; Insecta; Hymenoptera; Braconidae. The record is from the annotation of a GenBank genome assembly.